Aethina tumida (small hive beetle) is the source of this 1824-nucleotide messenger RNA. RefSeq lists its product as uncharacterized. The record is from RefSeq and is a predicted model, not a curated record. Gene Ontology annotation, cellular component: motile cilium. NCBI's taxonomy places the organism in Eukaryota, Metazoa, Arthropoda, Insecta, Coleoptera, Nitidulidae. The transcript has 2 exons. Gene Ontology annotation, biological process: cilium assembly. Bases 44 to 697 code for a protein of 217 amino acids.
UUACCUACCCGAAUGGGUUUCUGGUCUGUUAAUUUCGCAAAGGAUGGAGGACAUAAAAAAUAAGUUGUACACGCCCAUAACCAAAUUUGAAGGCAAGAACUGCGUUGUGUUCGGUCAUCCUUACCAAAUCAUCAACUGUGACUUCGAACAAAUCUGCUUGGGGAAGCCCAAUUAUUCGUCGCUGAGUUUGGCGGGCACCAUGAACGAGUUUGAGGUGAGGAAACGUGACACACUGUUCGACGAUUGCCAAAUUAUGGCUGCCCCGGUUGUUACCCCCAUCAUGAGGAACACGUUCGUUUUGGAAAGUGCCCAUCAGUGUCCGGAGUAUAAAGGGAACGCCGUUUAUGAAGAGGGUGUCUAUAUAAAAAUAAAAGAUUCUGAGGAGCCGCUUUACUUGUCGUUCAGUAGCACCUUGCUCACACUGGGGGAGUUCAAUCCGGUUAAAUUGACCUCGAAGAGGGACGAAUAUUGUACGUUUAAAUUGAUCUUCUGGGAUCCAAAGACUAGGUAUGCAAAAUUUCGAACCAUUGAGCUGAACACCAGAAUCAUCAUACAACAUAUGGCGACUGGAAAGAAUUUGGUGGUGGCCAAGUCUCUUGUGCCCACAAUAUUUGGUCUUGAGUAUGAGGUCACGUGCAACCUCAUGAGGAAUUGCCACAAAAUGGAGACUGCUGAUAGUUACUGGUUGAUCAGAUAAAAGGUCUUUGAUGUUGUUGAUUUCUUUUUAAAUUUCUCUUGCUAGAUAUGUAUUUAAGGGAUUUACAUUUUAAGGUAAAUAAUAGAGCUCUUUGUGAGGCCAAAGGCAAAGAAGACUUGAAUUUUUACAAUAUGGAUAUUAAAAUUCUGGAUUAUAUGUCAAUAUUGAUUAUCAAAUGAAGUGUGACAAACGUCUUAUAUGCUGCAUGUACAUAUACAAUUUUAAAUAAUUUUUAAUGAUGUACAGUUUACCCACCCGCAUGGUUGGAUGGUUUGAUUCUACAACAAACUGCAACUUCUUCGAGGAGAAGUUAAAGUAUGAAAAGUCUAGAGGUAUGUUGUGUAGUCAAAAAUUGGCGGCUGCCAAGAAGAAAUUGUACACACCAGUGCCUAAAUUGGGAGGAGCAAGAACAGUUAUGUAUGGCAAUCCAUACCAAAUCAUCAAUCGGGAUUUCGAAAAGGAUUGUUUGCACAAAAAGAACUACCAACAUCUGUGUCUGGCAGGAACAAUGAACGAUUUGGAAGUGGAGAAAUACGGCACCCUUUCGGAGGGCUGUCAAGUGAUGGCCAUCAACACCACGUCCACCAUCAUGAGAAACACCUUCUCCUUAGAGAGCUCCCAUCCAUGUUACAAAUUCACAGGCAACAUCAUUUACGAAGAAAGUGUCUACAUCAAAACGGUGGGCACUGAGGUGCCGCUCUACGUGACAUUCAUGGAAAGCUUCCUCACCCUCGGUCACAUGUCACCGGUCACCUUAACGUUGAAACCGACCGUCUACUCAAAAUUCAAGAUAUCCUUCUGGAAACCGGACACGAGGUCCACCAAAUUCAGGACCAUCGAAGUGGAUCAAAGACUGAUCAUCAAACAUUCGGCGACCGGGAAAAAUUUGGUGUUGACUCACUCCCGCAUACCCACGGUGUUUGGGUCGGAGUAUGAGGUGACGUGUGACACUCUAAGGGACACGCACAAAAUGGAGACUGCUGAAAAUUUUUGGGUGAUCCUAUGAAAAUUGUUGCAGUCCUCGCAAUGGAGGAACUGUCUAAAAAUGAAUAGCCUUAUACAAUAAUGUUAUCUUAGCAUUACAUUAUUUUUAGUACAGUAAUCUUAAUAUACAAUAUUAUAUUAAC